Messenger RNA from Drosophila serrata, 4085 nucleotides. RefSeq names its product cyclin G (gene CycG). The record is from RefSeq and is a predicted model, not a curated record. Lineage: Eukaryota; Metazoa; Arthropoda; Insecta; Diptera; Drosophilidae.
CGAAAGAGACGAACAACAAGCAAAGUACCGUUUUAGACCCGAACGCGAACGUUUAUAUAUUUGUAUGUGUGUGUCUGCAUAGAAAUAGAAAUUUAUAGAAUUGAACGCGGAUUAAAUGCUAUCCAAAAUGUACAAAGUCUAGUUAAAGCGCGAUUAAAUGAAUACAACGCGGAAACAGAGCUAAGAUGCGCAGCUGAUGGAGAAAAGUCCCAACCACUUUUUAACUGGUGUGUGGGAAAAUCGAUCGAAAAACUGCAGCGAGAGAGUUCCAAUUGUGAUACAACUAAUAAAAUAAAAAAACAAACAGCAGUACAAAUUAGUUAACGUAGCUUAAAGAACUAAACGAGCUGCCAGCAAUUAUACACUUAUUCUCAAGUGCAAUAUCAGAAGCCAAAAUUCGCCAAUAACUAAAAUUCAUCUCAACAUUCCUGCGCAACACAAAAACAACAAAAUGGCUGUAAUAACGUACUAGGCCAGCCCUCACAAUGUCUGUCCCUGUACGCUACUCUGCUGCCGCCGACGAAUACGCCGCCGAAGUUGAUUGUGAGUUGGAGUUGGAGUUGGAGAGCUCUCUGCAUCAGCAACAGCAACAGUUGCAGCUGCAACAGCAAUACGCGGAGCAGUACCAGUACCAGUACCAGCAAUACCACCACCAACGGGAGCAGGAUAUCGCCUACUAUUGCCACUUGCAGGCGGCGCGGCAGCAGGAGCAGUUGAUGCAGCAGAGGACAUCGAUGUCGUCGUCGGUUAUGCCAGGACUCGACUUGCCGCACCAGGACCACCAGCAGAACGCCACCAACAACAACGGACUCGGACACGGACAACUACUCCACCACCACGCCAUGGACGCCAACAGCAUCAAUGCCAUUCUGGUCGAUGACGAGCAGCCCUCGACUUCGGCCCAGGCGGCUGCCGCUGCUGCUGCUGCUUCCCUAUCUGGAGCUGGAGUAUCCGGUGUUGCUCCUACGACUGGUGGUCCCAAUGGUGGCGGCAAGCUGCUGACCAACGGCAUUAACCACAAUGCAGAGAUGCCAACUGAUUGGAUGAGGAUUGCGGACGAGGGCCGGUAUGGGACACCGGGUGCUGCUGGCUUGGAGUAUCAAAAGUACGAUCAACAACAACAACAACAACUCGAGGAUCUGGAGGACGAGGUGGCAGGUGCCGUCGGAGGCGUUGCCAACAACAACAACAAUGAGCCAUCGCCAUCGAAGAAACUGGAGGAUGAACUGCACGCCCUCACCUCGGACGAGCUGUACGAGACGCUCAAGGAGUACGAUGCCCUGCAGGACAAGUUCCACACAGUGCUGCUGCUGCCCAAGGAGUCGAGGCGCGAAGUGACCGCCGGUGGACGAGAUGGCUCCGCCUAUGUGCUGCGUUGCCUGAAGAUGUGGUAUGAGCUGCCCUCCGACGUCCUGUUCUCGGCCAUGAGCCUGGUGGACCGUUUUCUGGAUCGCAUGGCCGUCAAGCCCAAGCACAUGGCCUGCAUGAGCGUUGCCUCGUUCCAUUUGGCCAUCAAGCAGUUGGACCUGAAGCCCAUACCCGCCGAGGAUCUGGUUACAAUAUCUCAGUGUGGUUGUACCGCUGGCGAUUUGGAACGGAUGGCCGGGGUGAUUGCCAACAAGCUGGGCGUCCAGAUGGGCCAUGCACCGAUCACAUCCGUGAGCUACCUGCGCAUCUACUACGCCCUCUUCCGCAAUUUGGCCAAGGAGAUUGGCGGUGACUUCUUCAAGUUCUACCAGCAGCUGAUCAAGCUGGAGGAGCUGGAGAAUCGCCUGGAGAUUUUGCUGUGCGACGUGAAGACCACCGUGAUUACACCCUCGACCCUGGCCCUGGUGCUCAUCUGCCUGCAUCUGGAUUUCCACAUCAAGGAGUCGUACACGCGCGGUAGUCCGGAGCUGAAGCAUGUCUUUGAGUACAUUCUCUUCCUGCAGCAGUACAUGAGGAUUCCCGAUCGCGUUUUCACCUGCGGCUUUAGCAUUGUUUCGGGCAUUCUGUCCCACUACAACGGGCAGAACAAGGCGCCCUACAAGCAGCGGCUUGUCUGGAAGUUGUCCAGUCGCACGCUGCGCGUCCUGCGCCCGAUCAAUCGAUUCUCCUCCGACCUGCCCACCAUUGAGGAAGGCAUCUCCAAUGCCCUCGACGAUGGCCUGCGUUCGAGGACCGAGAGUAUUAGCUCCGAGGAGGAAGAGGACUGGCCCACUUCACCCAUAAUUCCAAUUUUCGAACAAUGUUAGUAUCCAGCGGCCAGCCAGCCAGCCAGCAGCAAUAUAAGCAGCAGCAGCAGCAGCAGGGACCACAGUUGGAACUGGAGCAGCGGACAAAAAGGAACCAACAACCAGAAGGCCGCGCGGCACACAACAAAAGAUCCUGCGGUCGCCCGUCAUCCAUCCUCCAGGAGAGUCAACACAUAUCCCUGGAAAACAAGACACGAGCAUUAGAAGCAACAGAAGGAGGAUGAUGGUGAUGGGUGGCAGGACUUGCAGGAUGAGAUCGACAUCAUCAUCGAGUGUCCGUGCGAGCGGCGAUCCGUGUGCUCGUGUAGAGUAGGUAGCAGUGUAUGUGUGUGUGUAUAUUUUGCUAAAGUGCAUCAUAAUUAUUUUGGCAUACGUGUACACGUACGUGUAUUAGCGCUGGUUCUAACAUUUAAGAAACAUUUGAAAUGCGGAUGAGGUCCGCUUUCGCCGCGUUUUGUGAGGAAAGGUGACCACGGCAAGUGGCGCCCGCAAUUUUUUUCGAUUUAUUUUUGCGGCAGACAAAAAAAUACGUGAAAAAAACCAACAAAAGCUACCAAGAGAGCAUCAAAAAAAUAUAAAAACAAGAAAAUAAUGCUGCGGACCAUCAUACAAAAGAUUGAUGCCGUUCCGGAUCAUAUUAUUCGAGAUCAGUGAGAGAGAGAACACGAUUUAUGAAUUGCGAACCCACAAAAACCUAUAAUCACAUCUGGAAAGGGACAGCAAUUUUUUGCGUGAGAGACCGUAAAAAAAACCACUAAAAACCUUCGAAAAAGCAAAAAAGAAAAUUAAUUUUCCAUAGAGACAAAAAACCCAAUUAGUUUUGUAAAUUCUUUAUGUUCUCCAUGUUUGUUCCACUCUUAUAUCAGUUAUGUAUAUCCCCGUAAGAAAAAAGCGUCAAGAAAAAAUCAUAAAAAUCUAUAAAAAAAAGUACAAAACUCUAUAGAUGUAUAGACCGAGCCUAAAAGAUAAGCUGAACCAAUCAAGCCACAAAAACAAGGUCAGAUCACAUUAAUCAGUAAUUUUAGCCGCGCUCAAAAAAAGAAAAAUCCUAAAAAAGCAACAAAAACAACAUAGAAAAAGUAAUAACUAUAUAAUUCGCCGCCUAUAUUGACUAAGAACUCUUAACAAUAAUAAUAACAUUAAACAUUAAACGAUAGCAUGAUGAUGAAAACCACAAUAUUGUAGUGUGUGUGUCUAGUAGAUUUUCUCUGUAUAACAAAAACUUUAAAUGAAAAACAUCAAAACAAAAAGCGAACUCAAUUUCCGCCCCAAAAACAGUACAUUUUGUUAUUAAUUAUUUACAUAAAAUCAAUCAUCCAUUGGAAGGCAUUGAGAUUUAGUUCGUUCCAAGAUGAGUGAUUUUUUUUAUAAUUAUACUAUACCUUCUUUACCCAUUCUUCUCUUUUUUGUUAAAUAAUAUUAUGCUCUAUUUAUUAAAACAAAAGAUAUUGUAAAAACGAAAUUCAUUCUUAUGUUGUACCAACUAAAACCUAAGUUUAAACAACCAGCGUUGAGACAAAAAAACAACCAAAACAAUAUGAAAACUCCAAUUGAAGCGCGGCAGCUUUUUGCUCCGAAAUUAUGAUGCAACAUUUAGCAAGAUGUACGAAGUUAAACAUAGAGUUUGUGUGAGAGGGGAAAGCAUAGCAGGAGAACUUACGCAGAGCAUAAUCACAAUUAAAAUUUGACAAGAUUCUAUUCACUUUUUUUCAAAAACUAAACCAAACCAGUUGCUGACGAUCAGAAUGUGCAAACAGAAACGAUCUUUUGUCUGUAAAUUUGAAUAAAAAUGCGCUUGCCAGCCUCUCCAUGGCGCUGGCAUGCAGUUUUUCAAUGAAUAUUUACAACAAA